CUGUGUGUGCUAGCUUUAGCAAUGUUAGCUGUGUAACGGUGAUGUAGUCAGUGUUUCAUGAUUUUUUAAUCAUUUUGACGCUGAUCGAUAUUUAUGAGGGGAAUUUAUUAACGCUCUGUGACAUGUCGAUGAAGAGCCCAUCAGAUGUGCUCAAUGAAAAUGCAUACAUCUCAUCCUCACUGACCCUUGAUCUCUGUUUAUCACAUGAAAAAAAGUUAGUCCUGAAUGACACUUCUGGGUCUCAAAAGAGUCGUCAUAAUUACUCCAGCACAACUUCCAUCCAGCUUCUCAAAGACAUUAUGGGAGGACUAGAUGAUGAUGAUGAUGAUGCAUCCCUCCGACACAAAGAAGGCGAAUGGAGCAGAAAUCAGGAAAAUGAACACAGUCUUUCUGAAAGUAACACCAAGUGGAUGAAGGAUGAUAAGAACCAGAUAUGCAAGUUAGCAGAGCAGCAGCAGCAAGACCAGAAUUUAAACUUGGUUGAGAACAAGAAUGAAUUAACAGAUACGAAUCCAAAUCAGAACUCGCAGAGGCACCAUGAAGAGAAGAACAAGACCCUGAAUGUGCUCUGCUCUGACCUGAAUGAUUGGGUGGCUGAUGAAUCUGUACUGAUUUACUCUUCUGUCAUGAUGGAGAAGAAACAGGAAGAGUCAAGAGAUGUGGAUGUAGAAGGAGAGGAAGAGGAAAAUUUAAAUCCUACUCGAGGCGAGAAUAGAGAUUCAUCUGAAAUUCAAAAGAAACGUGCUGAAGGUAGUGGUAGAAAUACUUGUUUGCUGUUCAGCAAGAAUGGCAUUCCUAGUGAUGAGGACUCCAGCUGUAUGUCACUGUCACAGGGAAGCACUGCAAGCAGCACCCCGGAUGGUGAACCAGAGUCCUAUUGGGAUGGUAGUGCAUUUGAAACUGACACGGAUCUUCCUGCUGGUUGGAUGCGCGUGCAGGACACAUCAGGCACCUACUAUUGGCACAUUCCUACAGGUACCACACAGUGGGAACCACCUGAGACACUGGAGGAGAGACCAUCAAGUGCAUCUCUUGCAGUCACACCGGCUGAUGAGCCUCAGAUUGCAUGGAAUGAUGUUUCACAGCAGAACACAUUCAGUGGUGAUGAACUCUGGCAGACGGAGGUUGUAUCUUCUGAUGAAAGUUUGAAGGAGUUUGAGGGAGCAACCCUACGCUAUGCCUCAAUCAAUCUCAGUUUUUCUCAGACUGAGGAAGAAGAGGAACAGACUUGUUUCAGCAGUAUUGAGGGUUCAAAGUGUUUUGCAGUGCGUUCUCUGGGCUGGGUGGAGAUAACAGAAGAGGAAAUGGCUCCUGGCAAGAGUAGUGUUGCUGUUAAUAACUGCAUCCGACAGUUGUCCUACCAGAAACACAAUCUAGAUGACACAGCUGGCAUCUGGGGUGAGGGAAAGGAAAUGUUGCUGGUGCUGGAAAAUGAGAUGCUGAAUCUGUUUGAACCUCAUGGACAAACACUGCUUCACUCACAGCCAAUCGUUAGCAUCCGUGUAUGGGGUGUCGGUCGUGAUGAUGGCAGGGACUUUGCAUAUGUGGCCAGGGACAAGUUAACACAUGUGCUCAAGUGUCAUGUAUUUCGGUGUGACACCCCGGCAAAAAACAUAGCCACAAGCAUGCAUGAGAUCUGCUCUAAGAUUAUGGCUCAGAGGAAGUCAUCAAGCAGACUAAGCUCUGACCCCUCAAGACUAAGAGACAUCCCUUUUCAAGAGUUCCCAGUUCCCAAGAAUGAGCUGGUCCAACGCUUCCAGGUGCGAUAUUUGGGUCGUGUACAAGUGACAAAGCCAGUUGGGAUGGAUGUUAUUAAUGUAGCACUGGAGACUGCCCUUAACAAAGACAAGAAGGACUGGACACCUGUGACUGUAAAUGUCGCCUCUGCUACACUUACUGUUCUAACAUCUGAGACAGAGGAAGUUCUCUCUGAGUGUCGUGUGCGUUUCCUGUCAUUUAUGGGAGUCGGGAAAGACAUUCACACCUUUGGGUUCAUCAUGGCAGAGGGACCUGGAGACUUUAUCUGUCAUAUGUUCUGGUGUGAUCCAAAUGCAGCCAGUCUAAGUGAGGCUGUACAGGCUGCCUGCAUGCUAAGGUAUCAGAAGUGUUUGGAUGCUCGUCCUCCCAUCAGUGGCAGCUCUUGUCUGCCCGGCCCACCUGCCGAUUCUGUUGCACGCAGAGUUGGCUCAAGUGUGAAGAAGGGUGUUCAGAGUCUGCUGGGUAGCUUCAAGAGAUCUGGAUCUCAGACCCCCUAAAAAGGAUAACACUCCCUCAUCGGUGCUCAGUGCAAAUAUGUAUUUCUUGCUUGUGUGUUUUUAUGGGCCUGAAAGUAGAGGGGUAUUUUAGAAGGUCAUGCUAUUUCAGCAGUCAUCUUGCAGUUAUCACAAAAUGACCAAGAGGACACAUUGUUACUAUAUAUUUCCUUAUUGUACACCACAUUUCUUCCCACAUAUUUGUUAGUAGAUGUACUGUAAAAGUGAUUUGACACCACUUAUGAAUGUAACUUUACAGAUUGGAUUUACAAUGUUAUGUGGACUACACUCCCUAAGGACACUAAAUAUUGUGCAUGCUUUCCCAAAACACUAACGUUAGUUUAUAUGCUAUAUGAUGUGCUUAUUUAUUAUUUGUUCUUCCUCUUACUCUAAUUGCCAACUAAUUAGACUCUUCGUGCUAACUUUGGUUGCUUGUUCAAACUCAACAUACUGAACCAUCAACUGAAAACAAGUUUUCAUCCUUCAGUAAUCCUCAAAUUGUUCCCAUAUUGAAUUUUUUUUUUUCCGGUGGAACACAUAUGUUUAUUUAUAUACAGUUAAAGUCAAAAUGAUUAGACCUCUUGUUAAACCUUUGUAUUCCUUUUUUUUAAAACAUUUCCCCAACUAGUUUAAUGUAAAGAUUUGUUUUCAACGCGUUUCAAAACAUAAUAGUUAUAAUAGGGGUAUAAGCACAGUGUGUGAAUAUUGUCAGCCUCUAGUGGUACAAAAUUAAUUCAAUUUUUUUUAUAAUCACGUAAAACCUUUCUACAUGUCAAGGGGAAGAGCCCCACUUGUUAGUCAUGAUCUCUCCCUCAUUAGCAUAUACAAGCAGCAGUCCACCAUUAAGCUGCGGUCACACUGGACUUUUCUCCCCAUAGACUUCCAUUCAUACGCAUGCGAAUGCGUCAGACCGGAAACGUAAGGUCGUGUGGCAAGUUUCGCAUUUCGCUGCAUUGGAAAGUUCAAGCUUGGUGAAUUCUGACCUGUGAAAUCACAUUACGUGAUUGCGUGAGACCAACCGAGGAUCAAAACGUGACCUCUCUGGACAGGAAUUUAAAACAUGGAAUCCCGCCUCUUUUCUCAGCAAUGUACGACAGAAUUUUGCAUGCUCAAUCUCUAAUGUGACCGCAGCUUUAGAGUUUUGAAUCUUUUGCUAUGCUCUCACACAGCCAUUUGUAGUUCCAGCAUAUUUUGAAAAGGGAACACAAUCUCUUUUCAAUCAAAAGUGACAGUCACCAAAACAGUACCAUUUGGAUCAAAGCCUAAAAGGGGCAGUUUCACAGAGUUAUAAAAAAUAGCUUGUGGUAUUUUGAGCUGAAACUGAACAUACACACUCUAGAAACAUCAAAGACUUAUUUUACAUUUUGUAAAAAUGGGCAUAAUAGGUCCCCUUUAAUUAUUAAUUUCUAAUAACAAUUUCCUUGGUCUUUGCUUUGAUAGUACAUAAUAUAUUAAUAUUUUGCAAGAUACUAGUUUUAUUUACAGUGCAAUUUAUAGGCUUAAUUUGGUUAACUAGGUAAGUUAGAUUAAUUAGUGAAAUUAUAGGAACAGUGGUUUGUUCUGAAGCCAAUCAGGGAGACAAAUUCUUAAGAAGGCUAAUAAUAUUAACCUAAAGCUGCGGUCAUACUAGAGUUUAACAGGAAAGCUAAUAUUUGUAUAUUUACAAUUAAAUGCAGUUCCACACUGCCACAGUUCUGCACAAUGCCUUUUCAUUUCUUUUAUUUUUCCAUUGCCUUGUUCCAUUUACCCACUCUGUUAAUUUGUGGAUUUAAUUAUUUUACCUUUUUUUUCCGUUUGUAAUGGAAUUAACAUAUCCUAGUCUUCCAAACUGGAUCUGCUCAUUGCUUUAAAUAGCAUUUGUUAUUACUACCUAGUAAGUUUAUUUUUGUUGCAUUAAGUGGUUUUUAUCUGAAUUUUUUAGCUCCUGAUCAAAAAUGCUCAGCAUCAGCUGUUGUUCAAGAGAGAUUGUGAAAUUUUCUGGUUAACUAGAGGGUUUGUACAUACUGGUUUGUCAUUGAAAGCGUUCCUUUUCACUCUUUAAAAUAUAAAUUAAAGCUAACUGAUUAUAUGCACAUAUUUAAAUGUUUUGUGAAUAAUCUUAAAUGUUGCAAUGCUGGUUGUCUUGCUAUAUGUAGACAUAAUUCCUUUCAAAUACACAUUGUCUUAUCGUGACACUUUUAGGAAUGUUUUAGAACUCAUUAAUAUCAAGGUCUAUAUUCCCAGUAAUGUACAUCAUUUAAUACACUUUUAGGGCCACACUUUUGUUUUUCAUGUCAAAUAACACCUAUGACUAAAGGGAAUGUUUGAAUGCAUUUAAUUAUUCAAGCGGUCUUGUCUCUGAAUGCUUCAUCUUGGCCCUUCUAACUAACGUGUGUAGGUCUAGAUAAUGUGAUGCUUAAUGUAGUACUGUUGAUUAGACUAUAGAACCAACUUCACUGUAGAAAAAGCAUACAUGUAUAUAAAUAUUUAGCAUUACAUCAACAAAUUAUAGUAUUUUUUCUUUUCUUUUUGUAAAAUACCAUUAGGGUACUUUAUAUCUGUGUGCCAGAAAUCACAGCUUUACAAAUUGCUUGUUAUAAAACAAGAAAAUGUUACUUUUCUGAUUGGUUAAACAGUUCAGUUCACCCAAAACUGAAAAUCCUGUCAUUAUUUACUCACUCUUAACUGGUCACAGACCUGUGGAGGUCCUUUGUCUGUUAAACACAAAAUAAGUUAAGAAAAAAGCUGGAUUCUGGCACCAUUGACUUCCUUGGUAUUUGUUUAGUUUUCCUACAGUAGAAGUCAAUGGUUACAGGUUUCUAACAUUUUUCAAAAUAUCUUUUUUGUCUUUAACAUAAAAAGGAAAUUUAACACUGAAGAACUACUUGAGGGUGAGUACAUUUUUAUUCUUGGGGUGAACUCCCUCUCUUCAAAUGUGAUAAGUAAAUUUGUUUCUCAAAUUUUAGCUGGUAUUUAGUGAAGUAAUUGAUCAAAUUUUUUGAUUUAUAUAAACUGAGUGUUACAUAGGUGCUUAUAAUGUGACAAUGAAAUAAACCUUUGAAAAUGCAUCUUAUGCUUAUCUUCUGAAUUAAUCUGAAUUAAAGCACUUUGGCAGUUUUUAAAACUACAAUAUCCCAGACGGUGGAGAUGAGUCCUGCACUGGGUGGUUCAUUCUGUUGUGCCAACCACAGAUGAAUUGGGGACUAAGCUGAAUUAAAAGCAACCACCUGUGCAAACUUUUUUUUGCAUAGCCUCCUAAACUUGAUAUGUAGUAUGGGCCUCUGUAAAACUAGGUGAUCUUUGAAUAUUGCAUUUCUAAAGAAAGCUUUUAAACAACAAGCUAACAAUGCUUGGACUAAGAACAUAACUUUGUGCUUGGUAUGUGUGUAAUGGAAUAUGUAUUCGUCCCGAACCACGAAGGCUCUGUUGAUGCACUCCCAAGAUGAAAUGCCAGUCCAAUCACUAGAGUUAGGCAGAAAAGACCACAGCAGUGCAGCCAGUUAAUUCGCAGUUUAGUUAUCAAGUUUUAUCUUUCAUUAUUCUGUACUUUUGCAUCACAAGUAGCUCUACAUUUCUUUAGCUGAUUGUGUCAAAACACGUCUGUCUGUUCAAAAUAAACGGAAAAGCAAGCAGA
Danio aesculapii is the source of this 5865-nucleotide messenger RNA. It is a transcript of the gene apbb1, whose product is annotated as amyloid beta (A4) precursor protein-binding, family B, member 1 (Fe65). Gene Ontology annotation, molecular function: transcription factor binding; amyloid-beta binding. Gene Ontology annotation, biological process: regulation of DNA-templated transcription. Gene Ontology annotation, cellular component: cytoplasm; nucleus. The coding region runs from base 123 to 2255 and encodes 710 amino acids. The transcript has 14 exons. NCBI's taxonomy places the organism in Eukaryota, Metazoa, Chordata, Actinopteri, Cypriniformes, Danionidae. The record is from RefSeq and is a predicted model, not a curated record.